UGUUUAAACUGCCCCUUCUCCGAGCUGAGCUCUGAGCUCUCAGCUCCAUCCCCCCUCCUCCGAAAAAAAAAAAUGUCCAAUCUCAUCUUAAUAAAAGCCCUAACCUCCUCAUUCUCCAUCAUCAUCUUCUUCUUCAAUCUCCCAACCCUCUCCUCAUCACAGUCGAUCCUUCUCCCUGGAGAAGUCCGGUCGCCGGCGAGCUGCGUGCCGCCGGAUCCGGCACUCAAUUACCGGCCGGUGAUCGGGAUCCUCACUCACCCCGGCGACGGCGCCAGCAAUCGAACGGGGGUCACCAACAUCCCCGCUUCCUACGUCAAGUUCGUCGAGUCUGCAGGAGCUCGGGUUAUUCCUCUCGUUCAUACCGAGCCUUGGGAGACGAUCUUGGAAAAACUGAAUUUGGUUAAUGGUGUACUGUUUACUGGUGGCUGGGCUAAAAAGGGCUUAUAUUUUGAGACAGCAAAUAAAAUUUUUCAGAAAACAUUGGAGAGAAAUGACGCAGGGGAACAUUUUCCUUUAUUUGGCAUUUGCUUAGGAUUUGAGAUUAUAAGUAUGAUGAUCACCAAGGAUCAUGAUAUAUGUGAGAGGUUUAGUGGAAAAAAUCAAGCGUCUAUGCUUCAGUUCACAGAUAUUGCAAAUAUUCAAGGAUCUGUUUUUGAAAGAUUUCCUCCGGAAUUGCUAAGAAAGAUGAGUACGGAAUGUCUUGCCCUGCAAAAUCAUAUGUUUGGUAUAUCUCCUGAACGGUUGCAAGAAAAUGAUGCCCUGUCGAGUUUCUUUAGGAUCCUGACAACAACUCCUGAUGAAGAGGGCAAGAUUUACAUUUCAACUGCACAAGGGAUUAAUUACCCUGUUACUGGCUUCCAGUGGCACCCUGAGAAAAAUGCAUUUGAAUGGGCAUCAUCAAGCAUUCCUCAUAGUGAAGAUGCAGUUCAAGUGACUCAACAAGCUGCCAACUAUCUCAUCAGGUGAGAAUGUAUCUUGGCUUUUCUUC
This is a messenger RNA of Asparagus officinalis (garden asparagus), 988 nucleotides long. Its product is annotated as gamma-glutamyl hydrolase 2-like. Bases 73 to 966 code for a protein of 297 amino acids. Gene Ontology annotation, molecular function: gamma-glutamyl-peptidase activity. Gene Ontology annotation, biological process: tetrahydrofolylpolyglutamate metabolic process. The record is from RefSeq and is a predicted model, not a curated record. NCBI's taxonomy places the organism in Eukaryota, Viridiplantae, Streptophyta, Magnoliopsida, Asparagales, Asparagaceae. The transcript has 8 exons. Gene Ontology annotation, cellular component: vacuole.